This is a messenger RNA of Myripristis murdjan (pinecone soldierfish), 4608 nucleotides long. It is a transcript of the gene adm2a, whose product is annotated as adrenomedullin 2a. Bases 390 to 890 code for a protein of 166 amino acids. The transcript has 3 exons. Gene Ontology annotation, cellular component: extracellular region. The record is from RefSeq and is a predicted model, not a curated record. Gene Ontology annotation, biological process: adenylate cyclase-activating G protein-coupled receptor signaling pathway; positive regulation of heart rate; regulation of systemic arterial blood pressure. Gene Ontology annotation, molecular function: hormone activity. Lineage: Eukaryota; Metazoa; Chordata; Actinopteri; Holocentriformes; Holocentridae.
AAGAGUGAUAAUAAACUGAUUAUCUGGGUAUGGCACCUUUGCCGGCAUUUGAGGCAGUGAACUCCGCCCACUGGGUAUUUAAACCCACAAUGUCAUCAGGCGCUCAGCUUCAGACUGGAGAACUUGAUCUUGACCAACACGUUUGGAUCCGUGGGAAAAUACUUCAAACUAAACCCAGAUUCUAACUCAGAACUGCCGAAAAGGUCUCUUAUCUGCAGUCUCCACCAGUAGCCACUCCAGUGCCCGGCUUCACUAUCAGAAUCCAGAACAAAACUUUUGGGAAACUUUUUUUUUUUUUUUUUUAAUACACUCAAUCUUGGGAUUUGAGCCUCGCCCAGGUGGCUCGGUAGCCCCCUCCUUCCCGAGAGGGUGUCAAAGUUUGCCCGGAGAUGCGCUCCCUUCUCCCGCUUGCUGUGUAUUGCAUCAGCCUGCUCUCCCUGCAGCAGCUGCUGGCUCUGCCGGUGGAGGAGCGACCCGACAGGAGCAGGUCAGAUGUCAAGAAGCUGAACGGCCAGACAGGAACCGCAGGAAGCCAGCCUGACGACGCCGUCCCCUCUUCAGCCCCGAGCCCAUCCCCAAAAUGGCUGCCUGGUUUCCUCCGACACACACCGACCACGGGGGCGCGAGCGGCCCCGCCCAGCCUGGCGUGGGCCCGACCUGCUGAGGAUUCGCAGAUGCAGCAGAGGGCGCCGAGAGGUCGCCGCCACGCCCACUCGGGGUCACGGGGAGGUCACCACCACUCGCACCACGCCCAGCUGAUGAGGGUGGGCUGCGUCCUGGGAACCUGCCAAGUGCAGAACCUCAGCCACCGGCUCUACCAGCUGAUUGGGCAGAGCGGGAGAGAAGACUCCUCCCCCAUCAAUCCCAGAAGCCCCCAUAGUUACGGAUGAGCUUUGCUCGGAUUGGCUCCUCUGAACACCAGCAGCAAGUCCAUCUAUAUCUCCAGAUAUUUAUCUCUUAACGUAUUACUGAUAGUCUUUGCAUUAGAGUGUGAUGUAGUCCGUAACUUUUAUCUAUCUUGAAAUGACAAUUAUACUCUUCUCAAAUGACUAUUGUGCCUCUCUACUCUUUGCGCUGAAGAAAAGUUUGUCUGAGGUAAAGGAUUCAAAUUCAGUGACCAACGACCAGCUGGAUCCUCUCUGAAACCCCCCAAGUUGAUCUUCUCCCACCACCCUGGGAACGUCGGCCGUUUAGAGGACGCUCGAGUCUCGUCAAAGUCUUUUCGCUUCUCCCUCCCGACCACUCAAGAAGCUAAGAGGGCCCAGUUUGACGUCUUAAUCCUGUUAAUGUAAGAAUGAAGGCUUGUCUGCCCGACGCUCUCUUCAACACCAUCAAGUGGCCCGGUCCUGUCUGUGUAAUGCCAGCUGACCUCCCCAGCGGUGGUUAGCCCUUGGCUCAUUGAUCAAACACUUAAGCCCCUAAUGUGGAUUUCAAGCUGAACUCUGAGCAUGAGCUCUGUCGAAACCAAUGUAUUCCCCAAGGCUGUUUCAAAUGACCCAAUGAACUCUUUUACCUCCUUUUUUUGUCCCUCCCUCCUAUUCCCAUCCUCCAAACUCGCUGAAAGUCCCGCUCACAACUGCAAGGAGAAGUUCAGGGGGCAUAUUCAGCAUGUGGCAUGGACUGCGACUUUUAGGCCAUUAGAUGAUGUCAGCUCUUCCUUGGUGGUCAAAGAAGCUCUUUCAUCAGGACUUCUACAUUUCACCAGCUACAAACAGCGUUCUGCAUCAGGACUCACAACAUAUGAACUGGACUUUGAGAAAGAAAGAAAGAAGAGAGUCAGCAUUUCAUGACUUGGAAGGAGUCCACGCCGAGACUGAGGUCCCGAGGAUCAGUUUCAGUGUUGCAUUGUAGCGGCUCGCUGCCCGGCACAACAGGUGGCAAAGUGAACCGCGGAGCCAUGGAUCAGCGCACCGCCGCAGUGCUGCUGCUGGCAUUCCCCCCCCCCCCCGAGGCCAAGUCUGAAAUAUUAGCCCUUUCACGUGAUUCAUAAGUUCCCCCUGCAAGUCAGGACUUUUGGCUGACAGCAGUUUAUUAAACCUGACCUAAUCACUUCAGUCAUAUGUGCUGCCAUGGCAGGGCCUCGGCCCCCCUGUGGCCUGCAUACUCAAAACAAAUACAUAAAUAUACUGACCACGGGACAGCCAUACGAAGGCCUGCACACACACACACACACAUGUAGGGUUAAAGUUUGCAGAUGUGAGGUGAUUCAGAGCUGAUUGUGCCUCCUAGCCGCAGAAAACCCUCUUACAUUUCACAUUUAUGGAAAAGAUAUAAAUCACAUUGAGCUGGGUACUUAAUAUCGAAGGGACCAGUCAGAAUCCAAAUGGAGAUUUUUUUCCAGACUCCAUUUAUUACAGGACAUUUAAAUGCAAAUUAAUGCAUUUAUGUGAUUUUUAUUUUUUUGUUUUUGUUCCUGUGACCACCAGGGGUUUAACUGAAGGCUGAGGGAUGUUUUGCUCCACCAUUUGCUUUCAUUUCCAAACACAAAAAGCCUUUUCCCUGCCUUGCCCAGUUGGAGCCGGUGUAAUAAGGCUCUCAGGAGUUUGCAAAUCCCAAGUCCAAUCCUCUAAGAAUACACACUUGCCUUUGCAUGCGCCGGGUGACAGUGAUUUUCAUUUUCAAAAGUGAUUAAAACAACUAAACAGGCUAAGAAUCGGCUGUCGCUCACAUUCCCUGAAAGCCAUACAUGACAACACCUUGUAUGCACCAGUAUUGUUGGCAACCGAGUGUUUGAGUGUGUUAAACGGGUUUAAACGGAGCCCUUAGACCAUGGCAAAGAGCUCUCCUGCUCUCCUGUUACAUUGUGGGUUUCUUAAUGAGAGACUAGGGUGACCAAAAUUUUAGGUGUAAGAGUGCCCAAUUUCAGAUCUGUAAGCAAAACACCCCGGCACUGUCAAAAAUACAUGCCCUGAGAUUUCAUUUUCUCUAUUUAUGUCUAUGUCUGAAAUGGUGGGUGGAUGAUUGGCCCUAAGAAACACCAAAGUUCAGCUCCUAAAAUUUGACCGGCCUUUAAACUUUAAGAAAAUGCAGCCACUCUGUAAAAUCCACAUUCUCAUCGAGGACCAGCAUUUUAUUUUGUAUUUACAUAAUUAAAAACGUUUAUGCCGAGCCUUUACCAUAUACAAACUAUAUUUUGCGGGCAGUGGUUAACUGGUAGUAGGAACACGGGCCAAAAUAUCGGCCUUCUGCCAGAAUUUUGCUCAUCUAAAUGUUGUUAAUUGAAUGAUUUUUUAAUCACAGGAAUAUCAGUCUUUAGUUUUCACUGCUCUUUUAUUUUGCGGAUAAUUUUAACAGUCAGUAAAGGUUGGUAUUGCUCAAAGAGCAGUGGUUUAGACUCACCAAAAUACCUGGCAAUACUUGACAAAAUAAUAGUAUGUGAUCUACAUCAUGUGAUAAUGUGCUCUUCUAUAUUUUAAUCUCUGUGUCUUCUGGGUUUUUUUUUUUUAAUGCCUCUUUUGACUUUGUGUUCUUCAUAAACAGUUGGGUUUUAUUUUUAUAUUUCAGUUUCAUUUCUCUCGCCCCCUCUCUGCCUCUCUCUGUCUGUCUGUAGUCAUGGAGGCCGCGAGGUCGGAGAUUAAUAAUCGGUGGUUGCUUAGUCUUAAGUCUAAUCUGUUCAAAGGCUUGCUGAAGUGAAACAUGCCAUUCUCUCUGCUGUAAUGGAGCUAAUCAAUGUCUCGUGACGGAUCAUUAAAAGGCUUUUCAAAUGCUUGAAACCAUGGUGGAUCUCUGUACUUUUUAAGGUACUACUAUUGCAGUGCAUGCACAUGCCUCUGUGUUUGACCUGCCAUAUCAGAAAACUUAUCUCCUGUGUUUGAUCUUCCCAGUUUCUUUGUUUUUGUGACGCAUUUGUCACGUCAGAGGAGGUUCCUAAACGUUACUGCAGCAGCGGAGUAUUUUCUUUGUCGACCGCUCGUAUUUCCCCAGUCAUGUUACAGCAGCCCCCAAUGCAGAUCUGAUACUGUCACCACUUGUUAUUGCAAAGACACACAGGACUGGAUGGUGUGUGUGUGUUCGGUUUGCGUGUGGAAAUGUCCGUGUGUUAGCGGCGUUAACAAGAUCCUGGUUGAUUCUGCUGGCCCCCGCUAAAUCAAUUUUUGCUCGUUUUCCCACUUGAAAGCCAGAUGCCUUUUUUUUUUUUUUUUUUUUUUUUUUGGUUUAGGGUCACAGGAAAGCACUUUAAUGCAAACAUGUGUGUUGUUAGUUUCUCACAACUUGAAUUUCAGUCAUUGUAAUGAACUUGUGAAAGACGGAUGAGAUUUUCUGUUGUAUAUAUUUGCAUUUUUGAUGAGGUUCUCUCUGCGAAUGUGUUUGAAGAUGUGUCAGUGCACUCCAUGUGGGGUCAGGAUGAUUGUGAAUGCCAUGUGCACCUGUGAAUAUAUAUAUUCAGCCAAACUAUUUAAAGAAAGUUAUGUAUUUAAGUUAUCUUUGUAUGUCAAUAUCUGUAUGUCACCAAAGACUCGGCAGUUUAUCGUAUAUUUUCCAUUGCUCCUGAGAAAAUGAAUUACUGGUAGGAAAGAAAAGAAGAAGAAGUCUUAACUGUAGUUAAAAUGUUACUGUUUGACAAUGUCCUUCACUCUGUACAAUAAUAAAAAAAACAACAAAAUGACA